AGCAAACUUGCUGUUACUGGGCAACACGAAAACAACAGCUAAAAAUGGACACUGUCUUGGAUCCAUUUACUGGACUGGACUCCUUCUCCUCCCCUUAUUUGGAUGACGAUGAUUUCUUUACUGACCAGUCCUCCAGGGACCACUUGGACACCGACGAGUUUCUGGAUGACGAUGUCAACUUUCUCACCAGCCAUUUCCAAGAUUACUAUAAGGACAGCAGGAUAGCGCACGAUGGGGACUAUUGUGACAUCAGUAACUUGUCCUUCUCUUCCUCCUCGUCUACCUGCUCGUAUGAAUGCACUGACAGCACCUCAGAGUUGUCGCCUCAGGUGGGAGGAGAUAGCCCGAUGCUGAAAAGGCGGAGGCGGAUGAGAUCCGAUAUGGAGAUGCAACAAUUACGGCAGGCUGCCAACAUCCGUGAGCGGCGGAGGAUGCAGUCAAUUAACGAUGCUUUCGAGGGACUCCGGUCUCACAUCCCCACUCUACCGUACGAAAAGAGGCUAUCCAAAGUCGAUACCCUGCGCCUGGCCAUUGGCUACAUCAACUUCCUCGCUGAGCUCGUGCAGUCCGAUAUGCGCAUCCGAAACUCCAACAGUGACGCACUGACACAAUCCAAAAAAGUUAUAAUUUGCCACAGAGGAACAAGAUCUCCAUCUCCAAGUGAUCCUGACUACGGGCUGCCUCCCCUCGCCGGACACUCUCUGUCCUGGAAAGACGAGAAAGAGCUGAAAGACCAGAACAUAAUCAGAACCGCUAAAGUCUGGACACCUGAGGACCCACGAAAACUGAACAUGAAAUCCUCCCUGUCCAACAUUGAAAACGAGCCUCCUUUAACCUUAAUCUCAGUCCAAUAAAUGUUAUUUUAUGUUUAUGUCUAAAGGUAUAUAUUGUUAUACACCCAUGGUAAAUCCAUGUUAAUAUAUAAUGUUCUCUUGACGUUGAUUCUUAUGUAACGUUGAUUAUUUAAGUGUAAAUAUUAUAUUUAUAUGGCAAUGAUCUCUAUUCUUAAUUCAGGCAGCAUGGCAAU
Oncorhynchus nerka (sockeye salmon) is the source of this 1027-nucleotide messenger RNA. RefSeq names its product pancreas transcription factor 1 subunit alpha-like. NCBI's taxonomy places the organism in Eukaryota, Metazoa, Chordata, Actinopteri, Salmoniformes, Salmonidae. The record is from RefSeq and is a predicted model, not a curated record. Gene Ontology annotation, molecular function: DNA-binding transcription factor activity, RNA polymerase II-specific; protein dimerization activity; RNA polymerase II transcription regulatory region sequence-specific DNA binding. Bases 45 to 854 code for a protein of 269 amino acids. The transcript is spliced from 2 exons. Gene Ontology annotation, biological process: developmental process; regulation of transcription by RNA polymerase II.